This is a messenger RNA of Arabis nemorensis, 888 nucleotides long. Lineage: Eukaryota; Viridiplantae; Streptophyta; Magnoliopsida; Brassicales; Brassicaceae. The record is from the annotation of a GenBank genome assembly.
AUGGAAAAUAUUUCGCCGGAAUCUUACGCUCAAGAUCCUAACAAGCCGGUAUCUUACCCUCGAGAUCCUAACAAGCCAUGGUCUAUAGCCGAUUUCGAGAUCGGGAGACCACUUGGUAAAGGCAAAUUCGGUAGAGUCUAUCUCGCUCGAGAAGUCAAGAGUAAAUUCGUGGUGGCGUUGAAAGUGAUAUUCAAGGAACAGAUUGAGAAGUAUAAAAUUCAACAUCAGCUUAGGAGAGAAAUGGAGAUUCAAACGAGUUUAAGGCAUCCGAAUAUACUGCGUCUCUAUGGUUGGUUCGAUGACGAUGAGAGGAUUUUCUUGAUUCUUGAGUAUGCUUAUGGUGGUGAGCUCUAUGGUUUGCUUAGAAAGAAUGGUCAUCUUACGGAACAAGCAGCAGCAACAUACAUUUCAAGUCUUAGUCAGGCACUGGCCUAUUGUCAUGGGAAAUGUGUGAUUCACAGAGACAUCAAACCUGAAAACUUGUUGCUCGAUCAUGAGGGAAGGUUGAAAAUCGCUGACUUUGGGUGGUCAGUACAAUCAAGUAACAAGAGGAAAACAAUGUGUGGAACCUUAGAUUACUUAGCACCUGAGAUGGUUGAAAACAAAGAUCAUGAUUAUGCAGUUGAUAACUGGACUUUAGGCAUACUGUGUUACGAGUUUCUCUACGGUAACCCUCCAUUCGAAGCCGAGAAUCAAAAGGAUACAUUCAAGAGAAUUGUUAAGAUCGAUCUGAGUUUUCCUCCUACGCCAAAUGUUUCAGAAGAAGCCAAUAAUCUUAUCAGUCAGCUUCUUGUUAAGGAUCCUUCGAAACGACUCUCUAUUCAGAAGAUCAUGGAACAUCCAUGGAUAGUUAAGAACGCAGAUCCAAAAGGUAUGUGUCUCAAUUGA